Molecule: messenger RNA, 581 nt
Organism: Desarmillaria tabescens
Lineage: Eukaryota; Fungi; Basidiomycota; Agaricomycetes; Agaricales; Physalacriaceae
Exons: 2
Coding region: 218-475 (85 amino acids)
Source: RefSeq, a predicted model, not a curated record
GCUUCCAUGUUAGAAAAUCUUCAGUGAGCUGUCGUCGGAGCCUUUCACCCCAUUUGGCUCAAGGGGGAUUUCCCGCAGCACUGCCAAGCUAAUGAGACUGGCGGAUUUUCUAAGCCGUCGCCCCUACAGUCACCCACGUUUCGCGUGGAAAUAACACCGAUGUUGGUGUCGUUAUGGGAGUAGCUGCAGUUGCUGGUGAUCCGCGGAGGUCCGAGGAAUGUCACCAAUAGGAUGCUGGUGGUCUUGCAGGCUUUUGUUUAUGGUAAUAAUGACAAUCUCACUAACAUGUAUAUUCCUGUCAGCGCGAUUUCUGUCAUAUGAGGAGGUGGGUCCAAUUCCGAUAUAUGUAAUAGCCGACCUGCGCACGUCAAUGGGGCUUGUUUUAGUGAACGGCGAUAUUUUCCAGAUCAUUCAUGCUUGUGUUUUGGCAUACCCACUCAGAAGGCUUGGCACUGUCGGCAAAAUAAUGGAUUAAAUGCUUGGAGGACCUUUGAAAGAGACUGCGGAUGCUGCUGCGGGAAUUGAUUCAUUGACUUCGAAGGUAUACGUACCUGGGACUAAACGGUGCAUGUUGUCAGUCG